Lytechinus pictus (painted urchin) is the source of this 1179-nucleotide messenger RNA. RefSeq names its product serine-rich adhesin for platelets-like. NCBI's taxonomy places the organism in Eukaryota, Metazoa, Echinodermata, Echinoidea, Temnopleuroida, Toxopneustidae. The transcript is spliced from 5 exons. The record is from RefSeq and is a predicted model, not a curated record. Bases 1 to 1179 code for a protein of 392 amino acids.
AUGAAUUCGUGUAUCAUUUAUGCCAUUCUGGCAUGUUUCAGCGUAAGGCCGAACUUUGUUUUGGCUCAAGAUUACACCUAUCUCGGAUGUUUCUAUGACAACAACAGGAGAGAAACUUUGCCGGAUCUGAUUUACUGUGAAAGAGAUAUAUACCCUUACGAUACAUGUCAGAAUACCUGUGGACCACAAGCUCAGUACUGUCAAUCUCAAGAGAUGACAAUUGAACUAUGCAGAGAUAUUUGUGCUGAUCAGAACAUGAGAUACUUUGGAAUUCAAGCAGGCACACAGUGCCUUUGUGGUGGAUUCUUUGCGCCUUAUAACGCAUUGGGUCAACCAGAUGGGAAUGAUACAUGUAACAGACCAUGUCCAGAAAAUUCAAGUCAAAUGUGUGGAGCAGACUUUCAGGCGAGCGUCUAUCAAAUAAAUGAAUCGCCAUCACACUGUUUUAAUCCAGGAUACGUUUUAAACGGCGACCAAUCGCAGCAGGAUAGUUCUUUUUACAACGCAAGUGACGUCAUCGAUUUCGCCACCGUCUGUCCACCACCGAGUAUCAAGGAUGGCGCCGCAUCUAUCACGUGUACUACAUCCGGGAACUGGACAAACCCUCCUCCUACCUGUACGGUCAGGUGUGCCACGCCCACUGCACCUAUGCAUGCUAGUUUCAGCUCAUGGCAGACACUGAGUGACAACUACGCGGUCGAUGAUGACGUCUUCUUUGAUUGUGAUAUGGAUCCUUCGAGGACGAAUCAAACAUUGACAUGUGGUUACUAUGGCGACUGGCAUGACUGGGAGACCUUUGUCUCGGAUUGUCCAGAAACCCCGCCACCGACCACUGCAGCAACACCAAAUUCAGCGUCUACAACUGCAAUAACAAUAUCAACACCUACACCAACAAAUACAGCACCUGCAACUACAACAACAAUAUCAACGCCUACAACUGCAACAACAACAACCUCAACGCCUAAAAUGCCAACAACCGGAGCAACCGCCACUUCUCAGGGAGCAUAUCAACCGACUUCGAUGUCGCCCUUCUCAUUGAAUCCGCCAUCACAAACGAGCAGAGAUGAUAUCACGUCGGAACCGACGAUCAUGAUGACAUCAUCAGAUGGGGGACGAGGUUCAUCCUUGGGUAUGAAAAUCGUAUAUUCCCGGUCCAAAUAUGUUAAACAUAGGUUAUAA